UCUAGCUUCAAAAUGGCGGACGAAGUGUUCCGAAACUAAGAAAUGUUUUUCUGUUGUUUUUCCCCCUCUAUUUCUUUACUAAAUGCCUCAAAUUUAGUAGCGUCUGAGGAUUUUUAAACUCAAAAUGAUUCGUUUGAGUGCUCUAAACGAUGAUUCAAGCGAUGAAAGUGAACCCGAGAGAACUCAAGAAAGCAUCAAACAAGCUCAGGAGGCAGAGGCAUUAGAGCUGUAUAACAAAGCUCUGGGAUACCAGCACUCUGAGGACUACAUUAAAGCUGAAGAAACUUAUAACUUACUCCUGUCAUCAGAUUUAGUCAAAGAGGCUCCUGCACCAGAAGAAGACGAAGAGCUUAAGCAUCCAGGUCAGGUGUUGAAAUACUCUGCUUACAAAAACCUUGCAGUUUUGGCAGAAAACAAAGGAGAAUAUGAAAAAGCUACAGAUGCCUACCUGGAGGCUGUGUUAUUAGAUGACUCAGAUGUGACUGUCUGGUACCACAUUGGAAAGGUUUUCAUGAAGUCUUUUAAUCUAAGUUUAGCAAGGCAGGCAUUUGAAGAGGGUCUCAGGUGUAACUCCAAACACUGGCCAUGUUUGAAUGAGUUGUGUACAGUUUUGUAUGCCAUAGGAGACUAUGCAACUUGCCUGGUCAUGAUUGCCAAUGCUUUGGAAAGGGACGAAAAUUAUCUUAAAGGUCUUGCCUUAAGGGACAAAAUAUUCAAAGAAGAAGCGUAUUUAAAAAGAGACUACAAGCACUUAAGAGCUCUCUUUGUAUCAUUUAUUGGUGAAGAAGAUGCAGUGGAAGCUUCAAAGUAUGUACAGGAAGCUCUAAAACUAAGAGAAGAAAGACUUAAGUUAAUAGAAGCAGAUAAGGCAGAUCCCCUGCCCAUUGAUCCUGUCAAACCCUUGACAUCUUACACUUGGGCUUCACUAGGAGAAUGUUUUGUGGUAUUGUAUGACCACUUGACCUCGCCAGAUAAUCCACAGUCACUGGGACGAACUGUUAACCUAGAGGACUAUUACAAGGCCAUAGUCACACCAGACAUAUCCAUGCCCCACAAAGCAUCUCUUGCCAAGGCUGCUGCUACUGCUGACAACCUUGCUGGAUCUAGUUUCUCAACUGAAGGAUUUGGUGUUUAUAAGAGUACAGGCUCAUCAGAUAAUGAUGAGAAAAUCAAGAAAGCUACCAAAAGAAAGAAGCAACCAACUAAUGGGCUAGAAAAUGAUUUUCCUCCAAAAAGGCGUUCAGCUAGGGUACGUACCAGCAAAAAGAAAGAAGAAGACAUCAACUACAAGGACUUGAUUCAACCAUUUAUGCCUUUCCCUCUAAGGUCAAUCAUCCUUGCUGAAGAUGAAAGCAGUCAAGACAGCCUUAAUGACAGUCAAUCUAAUUUUCAAAAAGGUAGCCAGCCAGUGAUGUCUCAGGAUGGAAAAGCCCCAGACAAAUCAACUUUUGGUCAAUCAAGUGAAUAUGGUAAUGUAAUAUCAGGAGAGGCAGAGACUUUAGAUGUUUUAACAUUUGUGAAGGACUACAUGACUAAUGGUGGUAUUAUUGAUUUGAUGAUCAAGUUUGGUGUUCGUUUAGCUGCUCAACGAAACAAGAAGUGGCCCUCAGCUUUAGCAGAUGUCUUUCUUAAAGUGUACUCAAGGCUUCGUAAGCAUGUCAUCCUGCCUUCAGAAUUCGUACGAGAUCAAGAUGAGACCUACACAGCAGAAUUGGCGAAGCUCAUUCUAGUUGCCACAGAAUUGACACUCGACAAACUCCUCACCGCCAAAUCCAAGUCAUCCUCAAGUCUGUCGCCAGCAAGCUCUCCGAGAGGCGGCGCGACUGGAGUGUCGCCAAUGAAUGUUGGCCCAGGAAUCUCUAACAAGUUUUUGGCCACUGAUGUAGAGUAUCUACAUUGUAUUGCAUUGGACAGAAGUAUCCAUGGUGACAAUUGGCUGGAAAUGGCUAUCAGAGUUAACUGGGCAAAGGCCAGAUAUCUAAUGCUCCAGGGACAGAUGGAAAUAGCCAUGCUCUACCUUGACAGGUGUACUAAGCUUCUUGCAGUCGAAGUCAGUCCACUUGCUGAACCAAUCACUGUAAAGCUGGUGAACUGCAAGAUUGAUAAUAAUAUUACACUUGAAAACGUUCACAAGAAACUUGAAUCACUACAGCGAUGCCAGUCCCUCGAAGAAGUCCAUCGUCUGUAUGAGCUGGGACAGUAUGAAGACGUUGUACAGCUGUUGAUUCCUACACUACACCAGCCGCAGCCUAAAACCAAGGCUAGUGAACUUGGUAUGUCGAUACCUGAACGUCCUGCUCAGCUACUGCUGUUACAAGAUUCCUUAAUAAAGCUGAAAGACUACAAGAAAUGUUUGGAAUGCACCGAAGUCGCACUGAAUGAAGCGGUAUCGCAGAUGAGUCCCUGCGAAGCUUGGUCCACCACUCUAUUACGACUUUUCCAAUGCGUAAAUACUUGUAUCGAUGAAUCGAAGUCCAUUCUGGAGGGUUUCUCACAAGUUAAACUCCAAAGUCUUACUCUCAAUAUUAUCAAGGUUAUCGAAGCAUCCAUUUACUCUUCGGAUGUUAGUAUGGAGCCACCAUUAGCCUCGGCUUUUCCUUGGGUUUUGCUUUGUAAGAUCAUUAAAAGUAAAGAAAAUGAUGAAGAAAUGGAAGUUGACCCGACACCAAAGCACAACACCCCGGUGCUAACAUCAGUAGACAGUCCUGUUCCUAUCGUCGGUGGAAUAUCUGACAACAAUACUGACGCUGUUGGCUCAACAAAUGAUGCGCCUGCGGUGUCAAAUACGUUGCGUUUCCUUCGGACUGCGCAUGAUCAUCUUGGAAGGAGAGGCUGGUGUUGUAACAACGAUGGAAUAUUCUUGCUGCUUUGUGUCGAUUUGUUACGAGAACAGCUUUCCAAACCUAAUUUUUCCUCGAGGGAUGAUCUAGUACGAGACCUGGAGCAGUGUUUUCUGUGUUUGUAUGGUCAUCCGUCCAAGAAAGCUAAGCUCCGUGGACUUCAAGAGCACAACUCAUGUCAGAUUCCUUUAACUUGGCGCAACUCUGCUGUAGUCUUUAACUAUUUCAAGCCUCCUGAACUACCAACCUUUGACUCCAAAACCAACACGAUAUCAACAGAGGUUCAAAACCUGAUGCGACGCAUCACACUCGUCGUACCACAACACGAAUUAGAAGCCAUUUCGUUUGAUAAUGUCCAGGCCUUUAUGGAAGGUGUUAACGACGAUGUUCCCAAGCUCCCUGAGAAUCUAGCAACAGUUAAGAGGCCUGUGGUCAGCGAGCUCUUCUAUUUGUUGGCUGAUUUUUAUUUCAAGAACAAAGAAUUCAGCAAAGCACUCAAGUUUUACACACACGACAUCUGUGUCCAGCCUAACAGAUCGGAUUCAUGGGCAGCCAUGGCGUUGAUCAGGAAAAGUCGCCUUGAAAGUAAACUAAACGCGUGUGAGCCCAAGAGUGAAGGACCUAUACAGAAACAUGCGGUAGCUGCUUUGAGGUAA
Molecule: messenger RNA, 3496 nt
Organism: Actinia tenebrosa (Australian red waratah sea anemone)
Lineage: Eukaryota; Metazoa; Cnidaria; Anthozoa; Actiniaria; Actiniidae
Product: calcineurin-binding protein cabin-1
Biological process (GO): chromatin organization
Cellular component (GO): nucleus
Molecular function (GO): protein binding; nucleosome binding
Source: RefSeq, a predicted model, not a curated record